Molecule: messenger RNA, 1069 nt
Organism: Calypte anna (Anna's hummingbird)
Lineage: Eukaryota; Metazoa; Chordata; Aves; Apodiformes; Trochilidae
Gene: PEX19
Product: peroxisomal biogenesis factor 19
Biological process (GO): protein import into peroxisome membrane
Cellular component (GO): peroxisomal membrane; peroxisome
Source: RefSeq, a predicted model, not a curated record
GGCGGGGCUCCUCAGACCCCUCCCCACCGGCGCGAAGAUGGCGGCGGAACCAGAACCGGGUUCUGACCCGGAGCUGGAGGAACUGCUGGACAGUGCCCUGGAUGACUUCGAGAAGACCCGACCCGCCGCGCCCCCCCCACCACCCCCAGCGGGGUCUCAGCCCUCGCCCAGCGCCUCUGCCAAGGCCUCGCUCUUCGCCUCGCAGGAGCGGUUCUUCCAGGAGCUCUUCGAGGGGGACAUGGCCUCCCAGGCAGCUGCCGAGUUCGAGGAGGCCAUGAAGGAGCUGGCACGGGAGGAGCCACACCUGGUGGAGCAGUUCCAGAAACUCUCGGAGGCGGCCGGCAGAGUGGGCAGCGACGCAGCCUCGCAGCAGGAGUUCACCUCCUGCCUCAAGGAGACGCUCAGCGGGUUGGCCAAGAACGCCACCGACCUCCAGAGCUCCUCGGAGGAGGAGGUGGCGAAGGCUCUGGAGGGGCUGGGGCUGGAGGAGGGGGAGGGCAGCGUCCUGCCCGUCAUGCGCAGCAUCAUGGAGAGCCUCCUGUCCAAGGAGCUGCUGUACCCCUCCCUCAAGGAGAUCACCGAGAAGUAUCCGGAGUGGCUGCGGCAGCACGGUCCGGGGCUGCCAGCCGAGCAGUACCAGCGGUACCGGGCCCAGCUGGGGGUAAUGGGCCGGAUCUGUCAGCAGCUGGAGAGGGAGAGGGGUGGGGAGGGGGAGGAGGAGCGGCGGGAGCGCUUCGAGACCCUCCUGGACCUCAUGCAGCAGCUGCAGGACCUGGGCCACCCCCCCAAGGAGUUGGCCGGGGAGUCGCCCCCCGGCUUCAACCUGGAGGUGCCGGGGGGGCCGGGGGGGGAGCAGUGCCGACUGAUGUAGGGUCUGGGGGGGCUGCACUGCCCCUCGCCCCCUCCCCACCUCACGGAGCCCCCGGCGAGGAUGAGGAGGAUGGGGAUGAGGACACUGAGUGGAGCCACGAGGAGCUGGGGGGGUGGGGGUUGAGCACGGAGACCCCCCCGGGCUUGGGGACACCUCUGUCCCCCCACCAUGUCCCCAAUAAAGGUGAUGGCACUGCCA